GAAAUGGAGUCUGCUUCUGAAGAAAACCAAGAAAGAUUUCGUAUAAGUAUCAGAAUGAGGCCUCUCAAUACUCGAGAGAAAAUCUUAGGAGCGAAGCAAGCUGUCUUUGUUAAUGAAGAUCACAACAAAAUUUAUGUCCAUUCUUCAAACGACUCAGCUUCUUCAGGUAAUUUGAAUGAGUUUACCUUCGAUCAUGUAUAUGGAGAACUCUCCUCUCAGAGACAAGUGUAUGUCGACAAUGUGAAGCCAUUAGUUGAAGACUUCUGCAAUGGAUAUAAUGCAGCCAUAUUUUGAUAUGGACAAGCAGGAACAGGCAAAACACAUAACUUGCAAGGUGUUACAGAUUCGCCUUCUUUGCAAGGGAUCAUUCAGAGGUCAGUCAACGAUAUAUUCACGAAAGUUUGUGAAUAUCCCAAGAUUUUGAUAAAAGUGUCCUUCUUCAUGAUUUGCAGCGAACAAUGGUAUGACUUACUUCAAGAUCAUGGAGAGUCUCACUGGCUUAAAAAUGGCGACUACAGAGAAGCUUUCUUUGCUGGCAAAUACACGGCAACUUGUGCAAGCGAAGUGAUGGAAUACCACCAAAAAGGAAUCAACGAAGCAUGAGUUUGGAGUACUAAUAUGGGAGAAAUGACUACUAAAAAUACGCAUAUUUUCCAGAUAACACUUGAUGUGAUAGACAAGGAUGGAGAUAAUACUAUAAUAACAAACAGCACAAUCUCGUUUGUUGAUUUACCUGACUCUGCAAGGAUUAAUAGAGCGGGAAUUGGAGGUCAGAGACUUAAAGAGAUGACAAGAAUUGAAUGAGCUCGAAGAGGCCUUCCAUUACUCCUGAAAAGUCUCUCAAAGAAAAGCCAAGAAGGUGAUGAUAAUGAAAAGAAGGUUCAUAUCCCUUACAGAAAUUUCAAGCUUACAUUUUAUAUGAAGCAAGCUCUUGGAAACAACUGUAAAACUCUGAUACUAGGAACAAUAGGGCCGGCAGAUCUUAAUGCUGAAGAAACAUUGCAGACUUUAAAGCUGUUAGAUAAAGCAAAGUUGAUAAUAAAUUAUCCUCGACUUGUAAUUAACGCCAAGAGCUCGGUGUUGACUAGACUUAGAGCAGUUGCUUAUUGUUUUGCUAAUGAUGAAUUUCCUGAAAAAUUCUUUCCAGAUUGAAUCGAAAGUGAUGAUUUCCCUACCGAUCCAUGCAUUUUUCUCCCUAAACUCGCAGAGUGUUUGGAUACUAAAAAUGGAGAUGAAAUAUGCACUAUAAAAGACACAGAUAUAGGUAUAAUAUGAAAGAUAUCAUAUACAAAUAUGAAGCAAGUUAUUACUGAUAUUCUGACCCAUAUUCAACCUUUUAAGUUCGAUAAACUAUGCCAACUGGUUGAUAAUUGCGAAGAAGAGGUCCAAAAACCAAACUAUUUAGAGCUACUAAGACUUCAUUAUAAACACUGGAAAUCCGACUGACCAUCAGAAAUCCACCUCAAAUUAAAAGAUAUCAAAACCUCCCUAACAUUCAACCCCUCCUAG
Molecule: messenger RNA, 1509 nt
Organism: Moneuplotes crassus
Lineage: Eukaryota; Ciliophora; Spirotrichea; Euplotida; Euplotidae
Source: the annotation of a GenBank genome assembly